AUCUUGUCGGGUGCUUGUGGUGGAGCAGCAGCCUUUAGCUAACUGUCGCUGUGUAACUCGUUAUCUGUCAGCUAGCUGCUAGCCGCAGCUGCCUAAAGUGAGCUGUCCACACGGCCACAGGCGAAACUUUGAGACGUCUUCUCUUCUGCCGCUGGAUUACUAGUGAGUUUCGAGCCGCCGAUGGAUUUAUUUACAUCAUGAUGUCGCACAUGCUGGCACCGAGGAGGGGAAACUAGCUAACAUCAGCUAAGUUAGCUAGUGAGGGAGGCUGACACUCUCAGCAGAGAGGGAAGAGUCGGCGGAGACACCGGGCCCGCCUCAGACUAAAGUACCGGUGGCUGCUGCGGAGCAAGAAGUUUGACGAGGGCCUUUUUGCUACUCUUCUGCCGGGACACGAGAAAGGCCGAGCGGGUGUAAAAGAGAGAGGCCGCGGGAGGAGAGCAGCAGUCGUCCCCUGCGCUGUUACCGGAGACCGUGGGACGCUUCGGGAGUUUCCGAGGAGUCCGGCCUCGGUUGUGACACUUUUUCUCCGACAAGAGAGGGGAAGAGGAACGUUAUGGAAAUGAACUGUGACGGUACGUGUGUGUGUCAUAACCCCGAGCUGUGAAUUAUUUCGCAAGACAUUAGUCCAGGGCUAAGUUUCAUCUGGGAGCAGACACACUCGACGCAGAUCGUCAACAUGUCGAAAAUGCCAGCGAAGAAGAAAAGUUGUUUCCAGAUCACGAGUGUAACGCAGGCUCAGGUGGCGGCCAGCAGCGUCACCGACGACACCGAGAGCCUGGACGACCCGGACGAGUCCCGGACAGAGGACGUGUCAUCGGAAAUAUUUGACGUUUCUCGGACCGACCUGGGGGUGUGUGACAGGAGCUCGUCCGAGGAAACUUUAAACAAUGUCGGGGAGACUCAAGAGGGCCAGCCGCCCCCCACCGGUCCUGUCAACGGGGGACUCUCCUAUAAAAGUUUGGCCGCUGGUCGUGUCACCCCACAUAAUGUACCGAGCUCAGCCACCCAUCCUCUGACAGCCAUCAACACGGUCCCUGCUGGUACUGUCUCUACCAGUGUGGCUCACACAGCUCCUGUUAGCAGCUGUAGUUCCAGAUUCAGGGUCAUUAAACUUGACCAUGGUACCGGAGAGCCCUUCAGACGGGGCAGGUGGACAUGCACUGAGUUCUAUGAGAGAGAUUCGGAUUCAAACAUUAAUCGGACUGUAACCCUGGAUCACAGUAUAGACAGGGACAGUGGGCUCGAGACCACCAGUAACUCAGUGGUGACUAGCAGUGCUUUUCCAGCACAGGCUUUGGAGAACUCCGCAGAUAGUAGCUACCCCCUUGGGCACCCCACCCAUCCUCACCCCUCAGAGCUUCAGCAGCAAGGCUACAGCUUAGCUCCUCAGAUAGGGAGUGGAGCAAGUGCCUUCCAGCCCACUGGGUUUACAACUACAGUGUCACAGCAGCCACAACAGGCUCAGGUCAAUUUGAAGCCAGUUGCACCCCAAAACGUCCUCUCUAACAGCCUCAAUGGCUUGCACCAAGGUGCCAUGCAGCAGAAGUCUCCCAUCCAGCCUCCUGCCACGCAACCCCAGCAUUUUGCUUAUUCUACUCAUCCCACUGGCCUCUCGGCCGGCCAACCAGACUAUCAUCAGCAGCACUUUGGCUCAAGCACUCAGAACCUUCCCUUGACGACCCUCCCUCAAAACAGCCAGGUAGCCUUGUCUCUAAUCACCCCCGCUGGUCCAGGAAUUAAGGGGCUAGGGGGAGAGGCAACCUCAGCUGAAGGACUCCUGCUGCAAGUGAGCAAUGCACAAGCCGCCAUCCAUCCAGGAAGUGGCCAGCAGCAGCCUGUUAGCCAGACUCAGCCUUCCAUCGCCACCACCACCACCUUCCACAGCGGUGUUCAGAAUGUGCCUGCCACAGUGCCCAGUACCACCAACACCCCUCCAGGUGUGCCCAGUCAGGUGCCUGGCACAGGAGGACUUGCACAGCACUUGGGAGCCCACAGAGGAGCCAUAACAGGCCUUCCCUCAGGCUUCAGUAAUCAGACAGAAGAUAGCAGGCAGAAGUCUGAUGCCCCACCUCAGUCAAGUGCCGUCGUGGUGCCAGGAAAAGAUGGUGUAAAGCCUUUCAUUGGCGAGGGCCUCAACCUGCCCCCUCCUGGUGUCAACAGUUUCUUUGGCAUCCAUAUUACCAUGGAUGUGGAUGAUGACAGUGCAUCCGGUGCCAGCGUUGUUGCCAUCGAUAACAAGAUUGAGCAGGCAAUGGAUUUAGUGAAGAGCCACCUGAUGUACGCUGUUCGCGAGGAGGUGGAGGUGUUGAAGGAGCAGAUCAAGGAGCUAUAUGAGAGGAACUCGGUGUUGGAACGCGAAAACGCCGUGCUCAAGUCGCUGGCCAACUCGGAUCAGCUCAGCCAGCUGUCCGGUCAGCUCACCCAGGGCAGCAACACACCGCCGCUGCAGCAACACCCGCUCGUCACAAACAACAACACCCCCUUAGUUCACCACGAGGGGAGUCAGAGCGUCCCGCAUCAGCCCAACAUCACCUCGGCGUGAUCCCCCUUCCCCCAGAACACAAGCUUAAAAUACACACACCUCCCACGGACAGGAGCAGAAGAUCCUGUUAGAAAAAGACAACAACUGCUACCGUCCCGUUAGCUCCAUAAAGCAAAAGGCUCGGCUCUGCGCUCAGUAUGUUUCAUCUGAGGAAAAUCAACAACAGCGACAUGUUUGUUUGUCACCUAGAGCCAUGCUUCGAUGUGUGCACGCUGCCGUCACCAGGCCUUCACGUUGUUAAGACAUUUACCACCCAUUGAAAAGUCUUAUUCUGGUCCUGUGUUUGACUGCGGAGAGAGAAAAAAGGAAGAGGAGCAAGUCUAAACCGUAAAACUGCAUGCUGAUCUUGUGCAGGGGACUGGGGGAGGGGUCAAAGGGCACAGCAAGCCCGAUCUAUUCGGGUAACAAGUGAUGGAAGUGGACGAUGACCCUGCAAGGGCCCAAUGUGGUGACGAGGGUCCUGUAAUAACAUCUAGCCCAGUGUCUCUCCCUCACAUCACUCCAGGGCUGGAAGACGCCAGAGAGGUGGGGGAAGGAUUCGUCCUCCCUGAGCGGAGCAGGAUGCCAGGGGGCCCGCUCGAGUCGAGCGCCCCCAGCUUGUCAUAUGCUGCAACAAACGCUUAUGUUGUUUUCUCAGAGCCACCAUACUUUUGACAUGAAUCGUAAUACUUUUUAAUUAGUUCAGUUUUAGUAUUUGCAUUUAUUUAUUUCAGGGCUGCUAUUUUCAUAAUGUAAAUGAACAAUGUCAUUGAGAUACUUAUUAAAAGCAAAAAGAAACCUUUCUCUUUGGUCUUUUUGGUAUUUUAGAAUCUGUCAGGUAUUAAAUUUGCUUGUCUCGCAGUAGAUCUCAGUAAGUAGGCAAUAAGUUCCAUGAUAGACACGUUUCUUCUCACGAGAUAGUGCUAACACUAAGGCUGAGCUUGCAUUAGGUGAAAUCCAGGUUGAAUGUAUAUUUUGUAAAGUGUAAAGUAUUAAGAGCGAGGAGGGUUUGUACAGGAGAACACCAUGUUGUUAAGAUAUGAAAUAUGUGAUGGGCUGUUUCGAUAAAGAAACUAAUAAUUUACUUUUUUUAGACUUUCUUUGUCAAAAUGAAAAAAAAAUGAAUUUGUGGUUGUGGUUAGGGGGAUGAAAAGCUGUGAAAAUUGUUCGACCUACUUUAUAACCAAAGACGCAAAGCUGUGUAUGUUUGUUUUUUUUUUUCCUUCCCAUUUAUAAAUGCACAUUUAGUUUUUGGUAUUUUUUUUUUCUAUACUUUCUCUCCAUCCCUAUACUUUGUUGCUGUUUUGCAUGUUCUGCAUGAUCUAUAAUCAGACCACUUUCUGACCUCAUGUUUUUGUCCAGCAUUCUUUAUUUUCCUGUCAAAUUGUCAGUCUGUGAAUGAUCGUCGGAGGGUUUGUGAAAGGGAGCAAUGGGCAGAAAGGGUGGAGCAAGUGGGUAAGAGUAUAUACAUAUAAAUAUAUUAUAAAGAAUGGAAAAGGUGUUUGUGUGGGAUGGAUGGAAGGUCCUUGUGCACAAAACAUUAGGCAGAAAAAGCUGUCUUUUGUUUUCAUAUGCAGAGAAAAGGUUUUGUUACAAAGCAAAUUUUAAUGUAUUUAAUGAAUGCAGCGUUUAGAUUUUUAAUGUACCAACACUUUGCUUACAAGGAAAAAACAAAUGUCCGCUAAACAAAACAAUGGAAACUAUUAAACCUUUUUCACACUUUAAA
Molecule: messenger RNA, 4250 nt
Organism: Paralichthys olivaceus (Japanese flounder)
Lineage: Eukaryota; Metazoa; Chordata; Actinopteri; Pleuronectiformes; Paralichthyidae
Gene: tsc22d2
Product: TSC22 domain family 2
Biological process (GO): regulation of transcription by RNA polymerase II
Source: RefSeq, a predicted model, not a curated record